AUGCCCACCAAGCUACAACUUCUGGAGAAUGUCCAACGAGAUGACAUGUUUGAACAUCAACAGCUCUACAAACAAUUCAAGAUGACAUCACCUGCCACUGCAUAUCUUAACGCAACAAGGCCAUAUCACACCAAGAAGGAACAGUUAAGCCCAAGUCUAAGACUCGAUGAUGGUGUGCCAUCGACAUCGAUCACACUCCCAUCACUAUCAACAUUGAUCAUCAAACACAUUGUGACAUUCCUGGUGUUUGAUCGUGCCUGGGACUCCAAAUGGAUUGUCGCACUGUCCACCGUGUCGUCACAGUUCCAUCAAGCAGUGUCCAGUGUUCUGUCAAACAAUGUGAUACCAACAUUGAGCAUUCGAUCGAUGAUCACUCACCUUGGAUCGUCGUCAUCCAUGGCCAAACAUUGUCUUUUCAAGUCACCGCCACUUCAUCUCAAUGCAAUUGACUUGGAACAUAUACCAUCAGAACAUCUCGAGACAUGCCUUGAUCGACUUGAAUCAUUGUUGGUGCCCAUCAGUCUUUUAACAUACGAACGGAUUGUGCUGAUCAAGGUUCGCGCGCCCAAUGUCAGGCACAUCAAGUUUGAGGAUCAGAAUCAUCGAACCAACGAGUACAUGUUUUCGCGUUGCUCUAAAUGGACACGAUUCAGCCCGCAUGUGUCAAUGAGUCAUGUGAAGCGAGAUCGUCAGGGUCACUGCUACGAUCAAUUCUUCACACAACUGUUCGAGUUCUAUCUCAACGACGAAGGCGCCAACAGUAUUCAAUCUAUUGAGAUUGUCUUGCGAUCACCUGUUGGGCCACCAUCACCACCCCAUCACUUCAAAGGUCACUUCAACUUCACCUUGGACAUGGAGGCCGCAACAAAUCGUCUCUCAACAAGUGAAUGGCAUUAUGACCACAAUAACUAUCAUGAAGAUGAAGAUGAAUAUGAAGAUGAUGAAGAUGAAGAUGAAGAGGAUGAUGAUGAAUAUCAAGAUGAGGAUGAAGAUGAUAAAAUAGAUUUAUCAGAGUACUUUGAAGAUAAUACACCAAACAAUCUCCAACUGGUCAGCACACUCAUUGUUGGACAGCAUAGCAGAUUCAACAAGUGUCCAAUAACAGAGUUCAUCAAUGUUCGCGAGUUAGAAUGGCCCUUGUGUCGAUUUAAUGCUCGUGGAAAGGAAAGUCGUGCAGAGCUCCAUCAGUCCUUUUUCAAUGAGGAUCAGUCACCAGCAUCACAACACCUGAGAACAUUGGUAUUGAAUGUUAAAACAAUAACAUGUUGUAUACCAAUGCUUCCAAAGAUUCAAACAUCAAUCCAAUCACUCAAUAUAUAUCCACGAUCUGGCCGGACUGUCCAAACUAUCAAUCACCGAUGA
Acytostelium subglobosum LB1 is the source of this 1362-nucleotide messenger RNA. RefSeq lists its product as hypothetical. Bases 1 to 1362 code for a protein of 453 amino acids. The transcript has a single exon. Lineage: Eukaryota; Evosea; Eumycetozoa; Acytosteliales; Acytosteliaceae. The record is from RefSeq and is a predicted model, not a curated record.